Sorghum bicolor (sorghum) is the source of this 2071-nucleotide messenger RNA. Its product is annotated as chaperone protein dnaJ 49-like. The record is from RefSeq and is a predicted model, not a curated record. Lineage: Eukaryota; Viridiplantae; Streptophyta; Magnoliopsida; Poales; Poaceae. Gene Ontology annotation, biological process: cellular response to misfolded protein. Bases 304 to 1431 code for a protein of 375 amino acids. Gene Ontology annotation, cellular component: endoplasmic reticulum membrane. The transcript has 3 exons. Gene Ontology annotation, molecular function: Hsp70 protein binding.
AAAAAAACCCAACCAGCGAAAAGAAAUCGGCUCGAGUCGAGAGUCGUCGCCGCGUCGGUGUCGCUCGCUCGCUCGCCAUAUCCCCUUUCCCCCCGUCUCCUCCCUCCGUCCCCCGACUCCGGUGAUCCGCCCACCUGAACCCUACUCCACGUCGCCUCGCCUCGCCUCGCCUCGCCGGUUGGGUUGGGGCUGAGCGGAUCUGAUCCGAUCGGGGCGGGUCCUUGCGCCGUCGCUGCGUGAGCUCAUCUCGGUCGUCCGCCUGCUCGGCUCGAUCGGCCGGGGACGGCGGCGGCCAGAUCUGCGAUGGAGGGCAACAAGGACGACGCGGCCAAGUGCCUGCGCAUCGGUAAGGGCGCUCUCGACGCCGGCGACCGCGCGCGCGCUAUCAAGUUCCUGUCCAAGGCAAAGCGCCUCGACCCCUCGCUGCCCAUCGACGACCUGCUCACCUCCCUUCUCAGUCCCGAAGAUGACUCCCCGGCUUCCUCGUCAUCAUCUCAGCCGCCGCCUCCGCCACCGCAAACUGCCACAGCAGGGGCAUCGGAGGCAGCUGAGCCUGAUGGGCUGAGAGAGAGGAAGCACAAGGGAAAGAAGAGGGAGGAGGAGGAGGAGGCCACUCCUGCUGCCAGGGAGUACACGGCAGAGCAGCUCGAGGUCGUGCGCCAGGUCAAGAAGCACACCAGGGACUACUACCAGAUCCUCGGCCUGGAAAAGGACUGCAGUGUCGAGGACGUGCGCAAGGCCUACAGGAAGCUCUCCCUCAAGGUGCACCCUGACAAGAACAAGGCCCCUGGCGCAGAGGACGCCUUCAAGGCUGUCUCCAAGGCCUUCCAGUGCCUCAGUGAUGCUGAGAGCCGCAAGCGUUAUGAUCUUGUUGGUUCGGAUGAGCCAGUAACACACCACAGGAGGCCCUCCACUGCCCGUGCAUACAAUGGGUUCUACGAGGAGGACUUUGACCCAGAUGAGAUAUUCAGAAACUUCUUCUUUGGUGGUAUGGCGCCUGCGACCACCAGGCAGUUUGGACAGUUUGGAACCUUCCAUUUCAGGACUGGUGGGAUGCAUGCCCAUGCCGCACAAAACUCUGGUGGCUCAACUGUCAGGAUGCUUAUUCAGCUGUUGCCAGUCCUACUGCUGCUGUUGCUCAACUUCCUGCCAUCAUCUGAACCUGUCUACUCGUUGUCCCGUUCCUACCCUUAUGAACAUAAGUUCCAAACCCCACGUGGAGUUGCAUACUAUGUCAAGAUGUCUAAUUUUGAGGAGCAGUAUCCACACCAAAGCACUGAGCGAGCGACGCUGGAGCGGCAUGUUGAGAGGGAUUAUUACUCCAUAAUCACGCAGAAUUGCAGGGUCGAGCUACAGCGUCGCCAAUGGGGUCUGUCAUACCAGACACCACAUUGUGAUAUGCUUAAAAAGUUUGAGGCUACAGCAGAGUAAUAAUUCUCCAAUGAUGGAAGCUAGUUGGUGGAGAUGCAUGGCUGCAUGCCUGACACACUAGAUAGGUGAUAUAUCCUUUCCAGGAGGAAUGUGGAAGUGCAGCACACAAAUGAGAUAUUGGAAGUACCAGUUGGCUACAUAAAUAUUACUUUGUUUGAUCAAUUAUAAGUCCAUCUUGGUUUGUCCUGAGUCAAACUUUUAUAGAUUUGGCUCGCAAUAUUUAUAAAAUUUCACCGCGGGGAACUCCCCCAUGGUAUUGCGUAAAUUUUUUUAUAACAUUUAUUAUUUUAUAAAUGAAAGGAGUUCUAUAUAUUAUGAAAAUUUGUCAUGCCGAAUCGUAUGUCAAUCUUGUUGAAAAUCUAUAUGAACAUUUUUUAUUUUUGUGGUCAAAGUUGACAAAGUUUGACUUGGGGUAAACCUUGAUGGACUUAUAUUGAUGAUCAGGGGAAGUAAUAGUAAGUAGUGAAUAGCUUGCUCUUACAGCUAUCACCUUGUGUGGCAUACAGAGAACCACAAAUUAAAAUUAUCCUGCACCUUCCAGUGAUGUCAACUUUACUGAUUUGAUAUGGAAACAUCUGAUUUAUAUGUUUCAUUAUGUGCAAUCAAGGGUGAAAUAGACCAUUUUAAGUUGUGGGAGCUA